Messenger RNA from Diachasma alloeum, 5529 nucleotides. RefSeq names its product ras GTPase-activating-like protein IQGAP1. Gene Ontology annotation, biological process: regulation of actin cytoskeleton organization; regulation of GTPase activity. The coding region runs from base 94 to 4989 and encodes 1631 amino acids. Gene Ontology annotation, molecular function: calmodulin binding; GTPase activator activity; actin filament binding. Gene Ontology annotation, cellular component: cytoplasm. The transcript has 3 exons. NCBI's taxonomy places the organism in Eukaryota, Metazoa, Arthropoda, Insecta, Hymenoptera, Braconidae. The record is from RefSeq and is a predicted model, not a curated record.
ACGACGUUAACGUACCCUUUGUUAUUGUAUUAACGUAUUUUCCUCCGUUUUUUGAUGAAAUAUUUUGUGAAUUUAUGUGAAUAGUCAGCAGCAAUGACGGGUAUUGCGGGAGAGUCAACAAUUUCCAAAAAUGAUGCUGAUGUUCGAAAAUCAGCGGAGGAAAUGGACGAGCAGAGGCAGAAAACGAUGGCCUAUGAGUACUUGUGCCACCUCGAAGAGGCUAAAAAGUGGAUGGAGGCAUGUUUGAAGGAGGAGUUACCCCCGACUACUGAACUGGAGGAGAACCUGAGGAAUGGAGUCUACUUGGCCAAACUAGCGCACUUUAUGGAACCAGGGAAGCUGCCGUUGAGCAAAAUUUAUGACAUUGAGCAGAGGAGAUACUCCAUCGCAGGACUGCAAUUCCGGCAUACUGAUAAUAUCAAUCAUUUCUUGAUGUGCUUGAAGUCAAUGCAGUUACCUCUGACCUUCCAGCCGGAAACGACGGACAUCUACGACAAGAAGAACAUGCCCCGCGUGAUCUACUGCAUCCACGCCCUCAGCACCCACCUCUUCAAGCUGGGCAGGGCCCCCCAGAUCCAAGACCUCUACGGAAAAAUAAACUUCACAGACGCCGAGAUCGACACAGUGAGCGCAGAGCUCAAGAAAUACGGCAUUCAGAUGCCAGCAUUCCAGAAGAUCGGGGGCCUCCUGACGAACAGCAUGGCAGGGGACACCGCAGCGCUGCACGCAGCAGUGAUCGCGAUAAACCAAGCGCUGACAUCCUCCAACAAGAAGUCAAUGCUCACAGGUCUCCAGAAUCCCUCAGCCCGUCUCCGCAACGUCAAUCCCGCCCACAUGAACGACUACUACGAAGCCCUGCAGACCGCCAAGGACUCAAAAACCCAAGCAGCCCUCAACAGAUCCUUCAACGACAGUUACAUUCCCGACGCCUACGACGAACUACUGACCCCAGCGGAGAUCCAGGGCCACCUGAACAACGUCAACGCCCGCCUGGCCUUCCAAUCAGUCAUGAAUUCCCUGGACUCCCCCGACGAAACCCUAAUAAAACACCUGAAGUCCCCAGCCCUCGAGCUGCAGGAGAUCCUCCCCGAGAACGUCGAUCGUUACCGAGAGGUCCUCUUCCCCGUGAUCAACCAAAUAAACCCCAGCGAAGACACCGAGGCGACCAGCAGACACUGGCAGGAGCUGUUGCAAUCAAAAAUAUCCGAAGCGAACGAGAUGGAGCGAAAACUGGCGAAAAGAGAGGCCCUCCUCCUAGCCCUGAACAGAGCCCUCGAAGAGGACGACAUGAACGCCUGCUACCUGACCCUCCUGAGCCCCGACCUGGGCCUCGGCGAUCAGGUCGACAGAUUCGCCCUUCGUUUGUACUUCGAGGAGAUGAAGAUCGAUCACCUGGAGUCCCAGACCAACAUCUCCUACGACGACCUCUUGAACAGCCUCAAUGUUCUCAACGCUGUGGCAGCAGUCACAAAGGCCGUGGACACAGGCAACCCCGACCUAGUUUUCGAGGCACUGUCGAAUCCCGAAGCCCACGUCGACGACCUUGACGAAGCCCACAAGGUGAAGUACUAUCGUGCACUGGCAGCACUUCGGUCUGACCACAAAAACGACAUCGAGGACUGUCCCCUCCUGGCUUACGUCGACAUUCAGGACUGCGUAGAUCUCGUCAACCUGCGAUGCAGGAAUGCAAACGAGGCCAUCAACAUCCUGAGGGACUUGAACCUGGCUGUGAGCACUAACAAUCGCAGUGGGGUGAUGGAGGCCCUGACCAACCCCUCCCUAAAAUUGAAGACCCCAAUCUCUCGUGUGGACGCCUCUCUGUACCUGGUGCUGUUCAAACGUUGCCUCAACGAGAACCACAGAGAUGGCUCUGAGCUCUGGCUCGACGAUAUUGAAAACGUUGCCCAGGCAGUGGCAGCAGAGGCUCAACAGGUGCAGCACGCCUGCCACGUUCUGUGGGAAAUCAACAAGAACCUCAAGCUGAAUGACUUCAACGGGACGAUAGCGAGUCUGGAGAAGACUGGGCUCAAGGUCUCCGAACAGUACAAGCAGAGGUACUUCCAGGCGUUGAAGGCCCUCAGGGGCUACAAGGAGAGCCAGUACAAGUGCCCUUUCGUUCGCUACGUCACCCCCACGAAGAUCGAGUCAUUCCUGGACCUGGAGAAGUUCAACUACACGUGGGACAAGCCCAAAACCAUCUCCGAGAGCCACUUCGUGACUAAAGAGGACAUUGAGGACAUCAUCAGGACGAUAACUGUGGAGGAGUACAACAUACCGUCAGGGAGGUUCAACGAGAAACUGAUAAUUCACCUUCAGGCGCUGAUUCGAGGGUAUUUGGUGCGCCAGAGAAUCGCAAAUCGUCUCGAGUACUUCCACGAUAAUGUUCAAAAAAUUGUCAAGAUUCAGGCCUGGUGGAGGGGAGUCCUGCACCGUCGAUCGUACAGGAAGAAGCUCGUGGAGAGGAUCAGGGAUGCAAGAGGAAGGCUGAAGAGACAACGAGAUCGUAACGAUUAUUAUCGUCAGCACGAGGACAAGAUCGUCAAGAUCCAGGCGUUCUGGAGGGGCAGAUCAGCUCGAAGAGCCUUCCUCUCACUCCUGAGGAUGGAGAAGCCCCCGUUUCCAGUUGUCAGACACUUCUCAGCCAUUCUCAACUUCAACGCCGAGGAUUACGACAAGGAUCUGCAGCUGCAGCAGCUGAAGAACGACGUUGUGCAGACGAUAAGGUACAAUCAGAAUUUGUCACAGCAGUUGGACAGCAUGGACAUCAAGAUUGGGCUGCUCAUCCAGAACAGGAUAACGCUGCAGGAUGUCAUAGCGCAUGGGAAGAGUCUGGAGACGCUCGCUAAGGAGAAGCACCAGCAUCGAUCACGAAAGAACUCAAUCUCCGAAAAUUUGAGCAGCCACAAGGGUCUGAAAUCCCUGACGAAGGAGGGGAGAAAGAUGCUGGAGGGCUAUCAGCACUUGUUCUACGCUUUGCAAACAAACCCGGAGUACUUGUCGAAGCUAUUGUUCCUGAUACCCCAGAGUAAGACGAAUAAGUUCCUGCAGAAUGUCAUUCUGACCCUCUACAACUUCGGUUCUAACAUCAGGGAGGAGUAUCUUCUCCUCAAGCUCUUUGGCAGGGCUCUGCAGGAGGAAAUAAGAUCGAAAUUUCAGAAGCCGUCAGAAGUGGUCACUGGAAAUCCUCUGGUCCUGAAAAUGGUCGUCCAUUAUGCUCGACAGUUAAACGGUCGAGCCCUCCGUCAGAUCCUGGGACCGGUGAUUGAGAGAGUCUUGUCAGACAGAUCUGUAAACAUCGAGACGAACCCAGUGGACAUCUACAAGAGCUGGAGGAACCAGCUGGAGAUGGAGAAAGGGGAGACCCUAGAUCUCCCCUAUUCUGUGAACCACCAGCAGGCCCUGAACAACGAUCAAGUGCGUCAGAGAUUGCAUCGGGGCAUUGAAACCCUCAAGGACAUGGUGAUGGAAUUCCUCAAUCGAAUAACAGAGUCGAGGGACAUAAUCCCUUAUGGAAUGCUCUACAUGUCGAAGGUGCUGUACGACACUCUUGCUGAGAAGUUUCCUCAAGCCCCCGAGAAGGACAUCCUCAAGGUCGUGGGCAAUUUGAUUUACUAUCACUACAUUAAUGCUGCCAUUGUGGCACCUGAUGCCUUUGACAUUGUCACAUUACCAGUGGAUCGCUCACUGUCAAACGAUCAGAGGAGGAAUUUAGCUAGUAUCGCGAAAAUUCUGCAGUUCGCAGCCUCCAAAAAGGGAUUUGGGGACGAGGCGACACACCUCAUGUGCCUCAAUCCCUUCAUCAUCGACUGUCACGAGAGGUUCAAGAAGUUCUUCAGGUCCUGCUGUCAGAUACCAGCGCUGGACGAGCACUUCAGCAUUCAUGAGUACACAGAGGCCACUCUCAUUCACAAACCAGAGAUUUAUAUAUCUGUUCAAGAGAUCUGCGACACUCACAGUCUCGUGCUUGAGUAUCAGUACGAGAUAGCUCCGGAUCCGAUGGAUCCACUCCACGAGCUGUUGGAUGAUCUCGAGGCAGCACCCACUGUUGCUUCGUUGAUGGGGAUAACUGAGCCAGUUUGUGAAGCUACCUUGACACGAAUGGGGAAGACAGAGGUGUGUCUCGUUCUGACGAACAGAUUUGAGGUUCCUGAUACUGAUGAUCAGAGUCUCCAGAAGCUGUUCAUUAAAACUAAGGAAUUGUUGGUGUCAGUGUUGCAAUUUCUCAAAGGGGACACUCUCGUGGCUGCUCUCGAGGCUCCCUGUCCAUCCCCAGUGCAGGAGAAAUUGUACGAUGCCAAGUACUCAUCAAUCUCACCAUCAACGAACAUGAAUAUGGGCAAAGGGAGUUCGUCCCUGAAUGACUGCAGACAUCAGUUGAGAGCGUAUCUACUGAAGCUCGAACAAGGGGGCUGGGUGUCUAGGGCUGAUGGCUAUCAGAGUAUCGUGACAGCUGUUGCCAAAGACCUCUGCAAUAAGGGAAAGUACCGAGCGAUGAGGAACAGAGAGCUGCAGACACUGAGGUUGACCAGACAACGACUCCAGGAGAAGACGAAAUAUUACGCUGAGCAGGUGGAGUAUUACAAUGAAUACACUCAACGAUGUCUGGAGAAUCUCCACACUGGGAGGGGCUCCAUGCGAGCAGUCAAGGUCACGCAGAAGAGUAAUCAUGGGAAAUUGAGGUCUAAAGCUACUUUGAAAUAUUCAGCAGCUAAACUCGCUGAGAAGGGGGUUUUGUUGGAGAUCGUUGGACUGUCACAGUCACAAUUUAAAAAUGUUAUUUUUGAGAUCACACCUACUGAGCAGAACGGAAUUUUCACGAUCAAGGGGAAGUUCAUGGGGGUGGAGAUGGAGAAAAUUGAGAUUGACAUUCAGAACUUACUCGAGUUGCAGUUUGAGGGGGCUCCUAUUAUGGAUAUGUUCGGAAAGGCGAAGAUCAAUGUUAAUCUGCUGCUGUACUUGCUCAAUAGAAAAUUCUAUGGGAAAACGUAAAUUCUAGGGGGUUUAUUUGAUAUUAUGUAUUUUUGUAAUUUUUUUAAAAAAUAUGUGAAGAUUGAAUCAAUUUGUGAAUGUGAAUUAUUGUAAAUAUCUAUAUUUAUAAGAUUUCAUAUUUUAAUAAUACAAUGUUUCUUAAUAACUAUUAUAACAUGAGAAGUCAGUAUACUCACUUUUGUGACAGUGCAACGCAGAUAAUAUCAAGAUUUUUCCUUUAAAUUCAUUAAAUGCUACUGGCCAUCGAGCAAGUCCAGGCGCAUGAAGAACGAUAAAAUGAGUUGAAUAAAAAUAUUAAAAAUACAGCGUAGAAUAGUCUGAAUAUUUGAGUUUUGAAUUCUUUUCAUGAGUUUUGUGACAUUCAAUAGGUAAAGCCCGCUUUUUCCCCCAAUUAAAAAAUACCUAAUUAAUUAGAAAAUACUCAUCUUCGUUGCACUGUCAAAGUAAGAUAAGGCAUAUUCCCAACUAAUAUUUUAUAUUUUUUUCUUGUCACUCAUUGUAUUAAUUCAAUUAUUUAAUCUUUCAGCAUGUAAAUUUAAU